Molecule: messenger RNA, 465 nt
Organism: Rotaria socialis
Lineage: Eukaryota; Metazoa; Rotifera; Eurotatoria; Philodinida; Philodinidae
Source: the annotation of a GenBank genome assembly
AUGCUUCUGCUUCGCAUCGCAUUAAUAAAAAAAAAUCGCAACGCACUACAUGAAUGCUGUGCUUCGCACCGCUUUAAAAAUCAUUCAUCAGUUAACGUUGCAACGAACAAUCUUCCAUUAGUAAAUCUUGCAACGAAUAAUCUUCCAUUAAACAACGCUGCAAUGAAUAAUGAUUCAUCAGUACAUCCUGCAACGAAUGAUUAUACCUAUGACGAUCUGUGGCUUGGAAUAAUGACCUCUCCCAACACAGAUGAUUGUGAAAUGUCAUCUACUUCAUCUGAAGAUGACACAGACACAGAAAUAUAUAAACUUGAACAAAAAAUAAAAAGCUUAACUGAGAAGUUCAAGAAAAAGGUUUCAGGUGGCAAUCCAAGAAGUAUUAAACAAGCAAUAGAGGCCAAACAAACGAGACUUGAUAUAUUGCAUGACAAAAAAGCUAAUGAAAACAAGGAAAACAUGGUUUAA